Molecule: messenger RNA, 2514 nt
Organism: Juglans microcarpa x Juglans regia
Lineage: Eukaryota; Viridiplantae; Streptophyta; Magnoliopsida; Fagales; Juglandaceae
Product: calcium-dependent protein kinase 2-like
Exons: 8
Coding region: 463-2088 (541 amino acids)
Biological process (GO): protein autophosphorylation; intracellular signal transduction; peptidyl-serine phosphorylation
Cellular component (GO): nucleus; cytoplasm
Molecular function (GO): calcium-dependent protein serine/threonine kinase activity; calmodulin binding; calcium ion binding
Source: RefSeq, a predicted model, not a curated record
AACAGUUCAACUAUCUGAGUAGUUUCAACCUCCACGAGUUACAACGUAAUUGCAAAGUUGACCAAGUUCCAGUUUGUCCUUCCUUGGUUAUACGUUGCUCCCCACUUCAAAGCGGAAACUCUGAUCCAGUUUUAUUAUCCUCCCAAGUCACAGCCCAGAAUUUGGUUCUUUUUCAGUCUCUUCGUGUCCUCUUUUCGAUCGCCGUCAGGGUUUUCACCUCACCAACUUUUUCCUUGAAAAUAUCAAUCUAUAGAUCAGCUCAAUUCCUGAUCUAAAAAUUUUUAUCCACUUUUGUUCUGAAUACUCGUAUAUUCUGCGGUCUUUCUGAUUCUUCAUCUGGGUCUUAUUCCUUUUCCAUCCUUUCCCUGAAAGUUCAACCGAGUUUCUGAUCUGAACCUUAAAGUUUAUCCCUUUUCCUUAGAAUUCAGCUUCAUUGACUUACAAAUUUGGCUAUUAUAAUAAAUGGGUAUUUGCUUAAGCAAAGGCAAAGCUUCAGAACCAAGAUAUAAUGGUUAUACGUCAGGAGGUGGUUCUGGUGUGCAGCACCACCAGAAAACCCAUGAGCCCGUAGUUCACCAAUCCAAAACCCCACCCCAACAAUCGCACCAAUUGCCUGAAAAGCGGGCCCAGCAGGCAGCGCCGCAUGUGUUGAAGCCGUCUGUGCCGGCUCCAAGCCCAAAACCCGUCCCCAGGCCAGAUGCAAUUCUAGACAAAACAUAUGACGAUGUUAAGCAGUACUACACCAUUGGCAAAGAAUUGGGAAGAGGUCAAUUUGGGGUUACUUAUCUUUGUGUUGAGAAUUCAACGGGCAGGAAAUAUGCUUGCAAGUCUAUAUCCAAAAGGAAGCUUGUUCGUAAGAAUGACAGGGAGGACAUAAAAAGAGAGAUUCAGAUUAUGCAGGAUUUGACCGGGCAACCCAAUAUUGUUGAGUUUAAGGGUGCUUAUGAGGAUAAGCAAUCAGUGCAUGUUGUUAUGGAGCUAUGUGCCGGCGGUGAGCUUUUUGACAGAAUCAUUGCCAAGGGGCAUUAUAGUGAGAGGGCUGCUGCUUCAAUAUGCAGGGCAAUUGUUAAUGUUGUGCAUAUCUGUCACUUUAUGGGUGUAAUGCAUAGGGACCUUAAACCUGAGAAUUUCUUGCUAUCUAGCAAGGAUGAGAAUGCACUUUUGAAGGCCACGGAUUUUGGGUUGUCCGUUUUCAUCGAAGAAGGGAAGGUGUACCGGGAUAUAGUUGGGAGUGCUUAUUAUGUUGCACCUGAAGUAUUACGACGAAGAUAUGGGAAGGAAAUAGAUAUUUGGAGUGCAGGAGUUAUCUUGUAUAUAUUACUCAGUGGCGUACCUCCAUUUUGGGCUGAGACGGAGAAGGGGAUUUUCGAUGCUAUUUUGCAAGGGGAAAUUGACUUUGAAAGCAAGCCAUGGCCAACUAUUUCAGGCAGUGCCAAGGACCUGGUCCGCAAGAUGCUAACACAGGACCCAAAGAAAAGGAUUACUUCAACUCAGGUUCUAGAGCACCCGUGGAUUAGAGAAGAUGGAGAAGCAUCAGACAAGCCAAUCGACAGUGCCGUCCUUUCCAGGAUGAAGCAAUUCACAGCAAUGAACAAACUAAAGAAACUUGCCCUGAAGGUCAUUGCUGAGAAUCUUUCUGAAGAAGAAAUCCAAGGGCUGAAGGCAAUGUUUACAAACAUUGAUACCGAUAAAAGUGGCACAAUCACGUAUGAAGAACUGAAGGCAGGAUUGGCUCGUCUCGGCUCAAAGCUUUCAGAGGCUGAAGUACAGCAGCUCAUGGAAGCUGCUGAUGUGGAUGGGAAUGGGUCAAUUGACUACAUUGAAUUUAUCACUGCUACAAUGCAUAGACACAAGCUAGAAAGAGAUGAACAUCUUUUCAAGGCUUUUCAAUAUUUUGAUAAGGAUAAUAGUGGGUUUAUUACCAGAGAUGAACUAGAGGUUGCCAUGAAAGAAUAUGCAAUGGGUGAUGAUACCACGAUCAAGGAAAUAAUAUCAGAAGUUGAUACAGAUAAUGAUGGUAGGAUCAACUACGAUGAGUUCUGUACUAUGAUGAGAAGUGGAACCCAACAGCAAGGGAAGCUCUUCUAGAUCAACAGGUGUUAUUCCUGCUGAACCCAAGAGCCCCUACUGAAGGUAACAUCUGUAGAUUGAGGACUCGGAGCCAUCUCAGAUGGUGGCAUCUGCUUUCAUAAUAAUUCCUAUCAAGGAUAAAUAUCUAAUCCCAAAUCAUGCCAAUUCAAUUUGUUUUGAGUGUUGCAAGGGUUGUGCAUAAAUAAUCACAACCAUCUUGAUGACAUUUUCCGAUGUUCUGUCAAUUGUGUGGGCAUGUUGAUGAUAUUUGGGGGAUAGACUCGGAAGAGGAUGAUGUUUUUUUCCCUUUAUUAGGACAGGAGGGUAUGCGCAUAACUACCUUAUAGACAGGUUUCGAUUGAAGCGGAUGCUAGGUGUUCCGGACAUGAAGCAUGGAUUGUCAGCAUUUCUUGGCAUUCAGUUCAAACCUGAAUCUGACCAUUU